GGAGCCGAAGCAGGAAGGAAGGCAGGCGGAGAGGGAAGGGAGGCAGGCUGUGAAUGCUAACAAGCCCCGUCGUAAUCAUACAGCUCCGUAGGUAGGGUUUGAUACAAGAGAGAGAGAGAGAGAGAGAGAGAGAGAGAGAGGGAGAGGGAGAGAGAGAGAGAGGGAGAGAGAGGAAAGAAAAAAAAAGAAAAAAAAGAAAAGCCCGUCUUGCAAUGGAGAGGAACGACGACCACUAUUAAACACCUACUAUGCGCCAGUGCCGCGUUCGCCCCGUGCGCGUGCAGCAGCCUGACCGUCGUCGGCACGUUUGAUCAGAAAAACCGUCUUUUUCCGCUGAGUGAAAUGUAUCGCGACUGCUCGGGACUCACAUUCUGACAAUGGAGAUUGAAAAUAUCGUGGCCAACACGGUUCUCCUGAAGGCGAGGGAAGGUGGAGGAGGGAAGAGGAACGGUCGCAGUAAGAAAUGGAAAGAGAUGCUAAAACUCCCCCACAUCAGCCAGUGCGAGGAGCUACGCCGUGCUAUCGAGAGGGACUACACCAGUCUAUGUGAGAAGCAGCCCAUUGGUCGGCUGUUAUUCCGUCAGUACUGUGACACCAGGCCAGAGCUGAAGCGCUGCAUCGAGUUUAUGGAUGCUGUGGCCAUGUACCAGCUCGCUCCUGACGAGAAGAGGAGGGACUGUGGACUGAAUGUUUUAGACACAUACUUUAAUAAUGGGUCGGCAGCCCAUCUGCCAGACAUACCCCAGGAUGUCGUGGCUGGGUGUCGGGAGAGGCUGGAGCAGAGUCCGUGUAAGGAGCUCUUCAAUGACUGCACCAAAAUAGUUCGUGAUUAUCUGAGUGGAGCUCCAUUUUCCUCUUACCAGGAGUCCAUGUACUUCUCACGCUUCCUGCAGUGGAAAUGGUUGGAGAGGCAACCAGUAACCAAAAAUACCUUCAGACAUUAUAGAGUACUAGGAAAAGGUGGAUUUGGCGAGGUUUGUGCCUGCCAAGUACGUGCCACCGGUAAGAUGUACGCCUGUAAAAAGCUGGAAAAGAAACGAGUGAAGAAAAGAAAAGGUGAAGCAAUGGCACUAAACGAAAAACGCAUUUUAGAAAAAGUUAACAGUAGUUUUGUAGUUAGUCUAGCAUAUGCCUAUGAGACCAAGGAUGCGCUGUGCCUGGUGUUGACCAUAAUGAAUGGCGGUGACUUAAAGUUCCACAUCUACAACAUGGGCAACUCCGGCUUUGACGAGCAGAGGGCCAUCUUCUACGCUGCUGAGAUCUGCUGUGGCCUUGAGGACCUGCACCGUGAGAGGAUAGUCUACAGGGAUUUGAAACCUGAAAACAUCCUCCUGGAUGAUCGUGGACACAUCCGAAUUUCAGACCUGGGUCUUGCUGUUCAAAUCCCUGAAGGAGAGACGAUACGAGGGCGAGUGGGCACUGUUGGAUACAUGGCUCCCGAGGUGAUCCAGAACGAGAGCUACACUGUCAGCCCAGACUGGUGGGGGCUCGGCUGCCUGAUCUUUGAGAUGAUACAGGGCCAGUCGCCUUUCCGCAAGCGCAAGGAGCGCGUCAAGCGGGAGGAGGUGGACCGAAGAGUGCGCGAGGAUCAGGAGGAGUACUCUGAUAAAUUCUCAGAGGAGGCGAAGGAUAUCUGCAGACAGCUCCUGGCCAAGGACCCCAAGGAGCGACUGGGUUGCCAGGGUCGAGGGGCCAUUGAGGUCAAGCAGCACCCCAUCUUCAGAAACAUCAACUUCAAACGGCUGGAGGCCAACAUGCUGGACCCUCCCUUCAGCCCAGAUCCUCGGGCCGUGUACUGUAAAGACGUCCUGGACAUCGAGCAGUUCUCUACAGUCAAAGGGGUGAACCUUGACCCCACAGAUGAUGACUUCUACCACAAGUUUGUCACAGGCAGUGUCUCCAUCCCGUGGCAGAAUGAGAUGAUUGAGAUGGAGUGCUUCAAAGAAAUCAACGUCUAUGAGACUGACGGGACGCUGUGCUCGGACCUGGACGUGAACCGGCCGAACCCUCCACCAAAGAGAGGCUUCUUUUACCGCCUGUUCAGAAGAGAGGCAAGUGCUAGUGCUCCGCCAACUGUCCGAGGGGGUGGGGGCUAAGGUCUGUUUUAAGAGCGGUUACAGUGAUGACGAGAUCGAAGAGCCCUCACGACUUUAAACCACUCCCUCCACCUGCCUCCUCCUCCCCGCCCUUCGCCGCUGAACUUCACCACAAACUCCAACCGAGCGCAAAUCUUAGGAACUCAGUGAAUGUUGACCUGUAUUUAUGAGCUGUAUUAAAAGUGUAUUAUAAUUAAAGAAAAAAGUAUGAGUUUAAAGAUUUUGUACAUUUGUACUUGAAUUUAUGUCUAGAUGUAUAUUUUCACUAAAGGUUGUAUUGUACAAAAAGCCAUAAAAGUACCACUUGAAUGCAUACAUUACAUUUUUAUUUCCUGUUUAUUUUUCUUUUGGAAUGAGUUUGGAUAAUGUGUCUUGGGGAGUUUUUUUAAGAAGCACAGUACCAGUAGUCUUUUUAUUUUUCUCAAUGUAGCAUAAGGCCUUUUUUGUUUUUAUAUGUGCUGUAUGUUUGUCAUUGAUUUGGCCAACGUGACGUGUUGUUAGCACAUCAGAUCCAACCGGUCCAACCAAAUUAACCCUUAGCCUCUGCACCCCUCAAGGCUCUGGUAGAUCUGAACAAUGCGCAUAGAUCCAAACAACAUGGGGGGGGGGGGGAAUAAAUCCAGUCUAAUUUUGCUAUGUUGAUGCCAUGCUGCUAAAGCCUUCCCAUGUGUUUCCCAGAUCUCCACCUGCCCCCUUUUGACUUAAGUUGGUUUUGGAAGUGAUAAUCCAGGUCCUUCCCUGAGCCCCUGACUAGAUGGCAUGUGAAGUGAACAGCAUUCUUGGUGCCUGUACCAACUCGAUUAAGCAGAGAUGGCAUGGAUUUGUUUCUGACAAUCUUUUAGUCAGCAUGUGCAACAAUAAGAAUCUUUUAGAAUAUGACGGAACUAUUAGAGGCUUUUUCCCCAUUAAAAAAACGGCCUGAUAAUUAUCAUUCCUAGAGCUCUCCAAAAAUCUCUCAUCAUCUACAAAAGGCUCAGAACAUUAAUUUAAAAUCCCAGACUGCGUUUCCAACGGGAGCACAGCUGGUAAGUCUGUUACAUUAUUCACUCAGGCAAAUUUUGUCUCAUCUCUUUUUCCUGCUUUUUUGGUCUACUACCUGGCUUUUCUUUGUUUUAUAUUUCCCUGAUGUGUCCAGUUGUUAUAUAUCAUGUGCGAAGCUAAAAUCCUUUCCUUUUAAAUACCAAAAUGAAUUACCACCCAUGUUUUUUAGUAUACCAGAAAGCCUAGGACAGGUUGACUGGAGAAUUAUUUGGAACAUAGAGACUGAUGAUGAUGAUGAUGAUGGGACUGUAUCGGAGAUCUGACCUGCAGCUGACAAGGGCUUCAUCUAGAUAACAAAUUGCUGUUGCAUCGAGCUAACUUCCAUUGAUUCAGCUGUCAGCAGCCAUUAGCCUCUGUGCUGAGUCAAGAUACAGCCUGCUUUGGCCUCUGUGCCUGUUGAUCACAGAUAGUGUGGUGCCUGACUGCCACACAUUCUGCUAGUAGACCUUCAGUUUAGAUCGCGUGGCUUUAGCUGUUUGUACUAGAUGAAAAUAACAUUUCUUAGUCGUAUCAACGCCCACCUUUAACUCUGACUUGGGACAGUUGCUUGUGUGUACGUAGACGGGGAGAAAUGUGCGGAAUUGUGGUUAAAAUUCCCGCCUGCGGAGUUCCCAUCAUCCGUGUACAGUCUGUGUAGAUUGUACUCUCGACCAUUUUCAGAACGGCAGUUGUUGUGCACUUUCUGUUUCAUCGUACAAGUGUUUCCUUCCAAGUUAACCGAUCACGAACAAAUGCAUCUUCUGUUAUGUGUUCUCAUCAGAAUUCAUCAUGUUCAAUGUUUGUUUGUUCUCAUGAGCAUUUUCAGAGGCAUUUGAAGCCAUUUUGCUUUUGAGGCAGUUGCUGUUUACUCCCCAACACCUGUUUUAAUGCUGUGAAUACCCAAUCUGGACAUGUUAGCUUUGUCUGUGUGUGCGUAUAUAUUACACUGUAUGCAAAUGCAGCUUUUGUUCAACCUGAUGCAUUUGAAGUACAACAAUACAGUAGUUCUAGAUCAUGUCAGGACAUGAAUGUCAAGUGAAUUUCAAACCUAUUUGAGACAUUUGAAAUGGUACGCAUUGAUAUAAUUCCCCAUCGCGUUAACUAACCCUCUCUUGGAGAGGAGGCUUGUUUAAAAAAUGUUGUCCCCUGUUGCACAUUCCAUUAUCAAAAAUCAGGAAUCGAACGUGUGCAUCUUGCUGUUGCUGGCUUGUCGUCACUUGAGUUUCUGAGUGUCUUUUUUUUUUUUUUUUUUUCGCUCUCAGGCACAUUUUGAAGCUGAUUUCUCUUGCCUAUGUAGAUUUUAGCCUUUUAGCUCUUUAGCCUAAAAAACCCUUGUAAAUGAUGUAUUUCUAACAUGUAACUCUAAGCUCUAACACACAUUCACUCACUCACACAGGGAAACUAAACCGUUUGCCACCCAUGCCUCUGUCAUUGUUUGAACUUUACUCUCAUGCCAUCCAUACAGCAGUAAAGAAAUUUCUGUUUAGUUUCAUUGCACUAUGGUAUGUUUUGACAAUGACUAUAGGAAGUGUCUUUAACUUUUUUGCCAAUGAUACCAAAAGCAACAUUAAGUAAAUCCAACUUGUUUUGUUAUCUGAACAAUUUACUGAAGAAAGACUGUCAGCCUUUAUCGUAUGUGCCAAUUACCAACUUAAGUUGUGACAUCCCGCCUUUUUUCAACCUCUUUAUCAUUCCGUCCAUCCUGAGAGAAAUUCCUUCACAUAAAGGAACUUUAAACAGCUCAACAGUUUUGAAUGUCCGCACUAAGUGCAUUGUAAUGCCUGUUUUAAAAAGAAAUACAUAUGUUUUAUUACUCAAGCAUGUAUCGGUUUGUAAUACUUCAGGUUCCUUGUAUAUGUAAAUGAUGACCUUCUAGUGCCAACAUAUCUCACUGGUAUCUGAGGACAACUUUAUAAAUGGCAAGGUGACCAGCUGAGUUGGCCCCGUCUGAAUACACGACAAGCAUUCCUUCUCUCCUGCCUUCCCCCAAGGUGGUGAUGGUGAGUCCUCCCCUGAAAAGAGGGAUGGCGCUCACCGGCAACGUUUAGAAGUGAGAGAUCCUCAGUUCCUUGAUGUCACUUGAGUCUAGUUGGGGGAUAAUUGACUGGAGGUUUUCUGGGGUUUCACACCCCUCAGUCCAGAUAUGUCAGAUAAGUGAUAUUUUCAAGGAAGGGAGGAAUGACAAAUGCAUUAUUGGUAUUCAAACGGUGCCUGGGACUUCUUGAUUUUUCUUCUUUUUUGUAUCUGUACAGUCAUGUCGUUCAACCACUGCAGUCAUUGUUAAUUCUUGUACAAGUUGUAUCACUGGUUGUUGUACCAUAUCUGACAUUUGUAAUUAUGAAAUAAUACACUGCCAUUUGUAUAAAAA
Acanthopagrus latus (yellowfin seabream) is the source of this 5484-nucleotide messenger RNA. It is a transcript of the gene grk4, whose product is annotated as G protein-coupled receptor kinase 4. The transcript has 16 exons. Lineage: Eukaryota; Metazoa; Chordata; Actinopteri; Spariformes; Sparidae. Gene Ontology annotation, molecular function: G protein-coupled receptor kinase activity; ATP binding. The coding region runs from base 378 to 2096 and encodes 572 amino acids. Gene Ontology annotation, cellular component: cytoplasm. Gene Ontology annotation, biological process: signal transduction; protein phosphorylation; regulation of signal transduction. The record is from RefSeq and is a predicted model, not a curated record.